AUGGUUGACUUUGCACUCGCUCUCGAACCGGAUAAACAACUCGCUGCUAUUGUUAAAAAGUACACGAACCUUUUGGCUGACGGAACAGUCAACCAGACAGCAUACGGCCCACUCAAAAAUCGUCCCGCGCCGGUAUUCAUUAAGAUCAACACAUGGGCUGACAAUCUGGAGACCUCGGAUGUUCAGCUUGGGGUCUGGGUCGCAGCAUGGCACGAGAGCCUGCGCAGCAUCAUGAGGCGCGGUGGGAUGGUUGAGCGGAUCAUUACAGUUCCUCUCAUUCAGAUUUCGGGAGGUUCCUGGACCGUUAUGUUUGCAGUGGAUGGUGGGAAUGAAGUCCAGAUUCUUUAUGCCGGGCAUUCUACCAUUGGCAAUAGCGGUACGUUGACGGGCAUGUACCAGCUUCAAGCUGCAUUCAAGGCAAUUACCGACUGGAUGGAGGGACCGUUCAAGGCUUGGAUCACCCAAGUUCUUACAAGGGCAUUGGCGCAGUCAUGA
This is a messenger RNA of Fusarium poae, 495 nucleotides long. RefSeq lists its product as uncharacterized. The transcript is spliced from 2 exons. The coding region runs from base 1 to 495 and encodes 164 amino acids. The record is from RefSeq and is a predicted model, not a curated record. Lineage: Eukaryota; Fungi; Ascomycota; Sordariomycetes; Hypocreales; Nectriaceae.